CAGCUGUGACAUAUACGAUCAAGAUGGAGAAUCAGGAACCACAGAUCGCGCACAUGUCCGCGGCUCAACCGAAGAUGCCGGCAUCGUCAAGUCGUAUUCUUUACGAUAUCCCGUGUAAAGUGUGCCGGGACCAUUCCUCCGGCAAGCACUACGGGAUAUUCGCGUGCGACGGGUGCGCGGGUUUCUUCAAGAGAUCGAUACGAAGGAAUCGUCAAUACGUCUGCAAGGCGAAAUCCAAAGGAGGUUGCAUGGUGGACAAGACGCACCGGAACCAAUGUAGAGCGUGUCGUUUGGCCAAGUGCAUUCAGGCCGGCAUGAACAAGGAUGCUGUGCAACACGAACGAGGCCCACGAAACUCGACUCUACGGAGGCAGAUGGCCUUGUACUUUAAAGAACCCGAAAUGAUGGCUAACAUGAUGCCCCCACCAGGAGGAGCAGCUUUGGAUCUCGCUCUGCCCAAACCACCGACCGAACCUCGUGUCUCCGUGGCAGCGCCGGCCCCUCAUCAUCCCCUUCCGCACCCCAUUUACUGCAACAGCAUGGUCAUGCCCAAAAUUCCAGUGAAUAUGGCAGGCCUCACGUCUCUGUCGCUGAUCCCGGCGAUAACGGCCGAGUCGAUCUGCGAGCAAGCAGCCAGGCUACUGUUCCUCAACGUUCACUGGGCGAAAGACCUAACCGCGGGGACGAACCUGGUCAUCGAGGAUCAACUGACCCUGCUAGAGUCCUCGUGGAGAGAGCUGUUCCUCCUGGCGGCCGCGCAGAUCUUGCCAACGUUGGAUCCGACCGCCCUUCUGCCGCCGGGUCCUCAGGGUCUCGGUCUGGCGGUCGAAGUAAACAGAUUCAGGGAGACGCUGGCCGGCUUUCACGCGAUGAGCCUCGAUCAGCACGAGUUCGCGUGCAUCAGAGCGAUCGUGCUGUUCAAGGCUGGCUUGGACAGCGACCCGUUGCCAAGCAGCGCAAGCAGCAACGGGUCUGCGUCUCCCAGUACCGGAAGUCGGCUCAGGGACCCGGCUGUGGUGGCCAGGCUGAGAGACGGGGCGCAGCUCACACUUGGCGAGAAACUGAGCGCCACGUCGUUUGGCGCACUCAGGUUCGGCAAGUUGCUCCUUUUAUUACCCACGUUGCGCUCCGUUUCCGCUCACGCGAUCGAGGAGCUGUUCUUCAGGAGGACCAUCGGCGUCAUCCCGAUCGAGAAGAUCAUCUGCGACAUGUACAAGUCCGCUUGA
Molecule: messenger RNA, 1226 nt
Organism: Frieseomelitta varia
Lineage: Eukaryota; Metazoa; Arthropoda; Insecta; Hymenoptera; Apidae
Gene: tll
Product: nuclear receptor subfamily 2 group E member 1
Exons: 4
Coding region: 24-1226 (400 amino acids)
Biological process (GO): positive regulation of transcription by RNA polymerase II; cell differentiation; anatomical structure development
Molecular function (GO): RNA polymerase II cis-regulatory region sequence-specific DNA binding; zinc ion binding; nuclear receptor activity
Source: RefSeq, a predicted model, not a curated record